AUGGGUCUCAUUCUGAAGCGAACCAACGAGGCCCUCGACAUCAACCCACCCCCAGCCGUCGAGCAGAGCCUGAGCGUCAACGGCUCCAACUGGCUCUGGGCCUGCGUCGCCAUCUACUCGCUCUUCUUCCUCGGCGUGUUCGCCCUGUCCUUCAAGCCCCGAAGCAAUGAGAAGAUAUUCCACUACCUCCUGAGCAUCGCCCUCCUCGUCGGCUCCAUCACCUACUUCGCCAACGCCUCCGACCUAGGCUGGUCCCUCGUCUCCGAGCGCCAGAUCUUCUUCACCAAGUACAUCAACUGGGUCGUCUCCUUCCCCAUCGUCAACAUCCUCCUCGGCCUCGUCGCGAACUCGUCCUGGGCCACAAUCACCUACAACGUCUUCCUCUCCUGGGUCUGGGUCAUCAGCUACCUCGUCUCCGCCUACACCCCGUCCGUCUACAAGUGGGGCUUCUUCGUCUUCGGCACCGUCGCCUACCUCGCCAUGGCCGCCUCGACCCUCACCGAGGGCACCGUCGGCGCCAAGCGCGUCGGCACCACCGCCGACUACUUUGUGCUGGCUGGCUACUUCAACCUGCUCUGGCUGCUGUACCCGAUCGCGUUUGGCGUCUCUGAGGGCGGCAACAAGAUCGGUGUGACUCCCCACUUCAUCUUCUUCGGCAUCCUGGAUGUUCUCAUGAUCCCCUUUGGAUCUGUCGUUUUCCUCGUGCUCUCCAGGAAGUGGGAUUACAACGCCCUCAACCUCUACUUCACGCAGUACGGCCGCGUGCCCCAGCACGGCGGUCAGUUCCCUGAGAAGUCGACUGCUCCCGCUCCCUCUGCGACUCCGGCCGUCUGA
Molecule: messenger RNA, 834 nt
Organism: Colletotrichum karsti
Lineage: Eukaryota; Fungi; Ascomycota; Sordariomycetes; Glomerellales; Glomerellaceae
Product: heat shock protein 30
Exons: 2
Coding region: 1-834 (277 amino acids)
Cellular component (GO): endoplasmic reticulum; plasma membrane
Source: RefSeq, a predicted model, not a curated record